Messenger RNA from Laccaria bicolor S238N-H82, 1539 nucleotides. RefSeq lists its product as uncharacterized. The transcript has 3 exons. NCBI's taxonomy places the organism in Eukaryota, Fungi, Basidiomycota, Agaricomycetes, Agaricales, Hydnangiaceae. The record is from RefSeq and is a predicted model, not a curated record. The coding region runs from base 1 to 1539 and encodes 512 amino acids.
AUGUUUGAUUGGCACACCAAAUGGGCAUUUCGUCUGAACGAGCCUACUGGGAAGAUCCACGAAGUGGAUGAGUCCAUCAAGGGUGCAAUCACAGACAGUACAGAAUGCAUUGCCAUGCUCUACUGGGUUGGUGCACCUGGUUGGUAUGUUUGUCCGCCAGCGAACCUGUCAACCAAUAUGAUUAUCCGCAUGAUUGUUCCACCUGGUUGGGAGAAGAUGCCGGUCAUCCGGGGGCGAUUGCCGAAUGACAUGGAUCCACGCGAGUUCACAUACAAAGAAUAUCCUGGGACACCCUACCCCGCCAUCAUCACAGCAUGUCCUCGAAGUGGAGAGUACGUUUCUGCAUGCCAAAAUUGGCGCAAGGGACAUUUUGGUAUCAUUGAUCCCCAGCCCGUUGUCAUGCAAGCUAUCAGUGGUGUGGCUGUAGUGGAGUCUUUUACCAGAUCGCAAGAACCCAAUGUGACACUCACCAAUGGCUCAUCUGGCGUCAAUGCGAACACUACUGCCCAAACAUCUGGCGUCAAUCCGAACAAUAAUGCUCAAACUUCUGUCAAUCAUACAAAAUUUCACGAGCCUGAACAUUCCUUUGUCCCCCCGCAAUCCCCCACAUGGAAGAAUGCCUUAGCGGCUGUGGAUACAAACCCACGCUGCAUCUCUUCUAGCCUUUCUGUGCGUAAUUUGCAUGGCUAUCAAUUUCCGGACCCCUUCCUUUUCAUCAGUGGUAACCAUAACAGAUUGAUGAUCUUGGCCUGGUUAAUGAUGCGGGAUCAGUGGCUCCAGUCCCUCGUCGGCGUUGACUCGACUCCACAACUGCCAUCGCCUCAACAUUGGCGCAGCUUUUUGCACGAUUUCGCGAAGAUAAUGCAGUUGGUGCCUUCAGUCCCCUUGACGAGCAAUGCCUCGUUCGGUGGCAUGCAAAAGAAUAAGGGAAAGAAGCCUAAUCCUUCAAAUCAACGUCAUGCACAAAAAGCAAAGGAGGCUCAAGGGUCCAUCUUCUCGAGUGCGGUGUCCAUUGGUGAUCGUCCAGGCACUGUUUACUGGGGUGACGUAGUGGCGAUGCAAGGAAAAACUGAUCAUCUCUCCCUUCUCAUGAUGGCACAGGUGAUCUGGAAUGCUUUCGAACAAAACCUUCGCUAUGAAGUAUGCCAUCUCGAUCACUAUCUUCUGCCCUCAGCGUGGGCCUCCGAUUCUUCUGCUGGUGUCCGUGAGAAUUUAAUACGCAGCAUUUUCCCAGAGGACAGUGAUGGAGUUUUAGUUGAUGGGGUUCCUCUCUUCAUGCAGGGUCUUGUGGCAGAAAAGUGGCAGGAUCGCUUGGCAUAUGUGGACGCCUUGCGGCGUUUGAUGACAGUGUGGCCAGGUGAUGGUGUGAGGAGAUUAAAGGCACACUACCUUUCCAAUUCAACCACACAGGCAGUGUUUGAAGAAACGGAACAAAUGGUGGCCAGUCUCUACUGCCAAACAUUCUUUGAUUGCUUUGGCCAUGCCCCAUGCACCCUACAUCAAAUUCCUGGAUUCACGGAAGGAUCAUCGUCAGGCUGA